This is a messenger RNA of Paramormyrops kingsleyae, 5361 nucleotides long. NCBI's taxonomy places the organism in Eukaryota, Metazoa, Chordata, Actinopteri, Osteoglossiformes, Mormyridae. The record is from RefSeq and is a predicted model, not a curated record.
AUGCAGCAUUUUAUGCUAGUUCACUUUAUGUUACUUUAAUUGUGUGACUCGUAGUGAUGCAAAACAAUGUAUGGCGUCGCAACCUUAUUUUUUACACUGGUUGCAAAAGGGUGGAUUUUUGAAACUGCACAGUAUCCCCGGUAAUUCAUAUAAAACGGAACACCUUAACUCACCGGUACCGACGCCGGGGGCGGGGGGUAGACGGAUGUAUUCCCGCCCAUACACCUACGUUUUCUCCGCGCCCACUGGAGUACGCCAUUGGUUUAACGGCGGCUGGUUAAUGUGUUUCACACUGUAGCAGUCCCAUUACGAGUUAGUGAUGCAAGUUGGUUGUAGAGGAUGCGCUGUGUCACUUGCUUUAACUAACAGAAAAGCAGAGAGAGAAGUUACAAUAAGGUUCGGUCUUGGGGUUUCUCCAUCAAGAGCAAGAGACUGCAGCGUCCUGUCAAUUCACGACAAUAUCGCGGAAAACCCGUUAUGCUCCGCAGCGACGGUAGCAGAUGAACUGUGGGCGGCUGCAGAUUUCGUUAGAGGAAGCCGACGAUGGGACUGUUUACGGAGAGACUCUCCACCUGCCUGCGGAUCCUUCUAUUCCUUGAUUUUUGUAGCCAUCCAGUGACAGCUAAAGGGGGCACCAAGGACACCCCCCCCACGCUGCUGGCCUCCGCCCCCGCAAUGCUCCCUCAGUUCCUGCAGGAGCCGGAUGAUGCUUAUAUCGUGAAGAGCAACCCCAUCAAGCUACGCUGCCAGGCCGCACCUGCCCUGCAGAUAUUUUUUAAGUGCAACGGGGAGUGGGUGCACCAGAGCCAGCAUGCGUCUCAAGAAUUCAGGGAUGAGGCCACAGGUUUGAAGAUCCGUGAGGUGAUGAUCAAUGUGUCCCGUCAGCAGGUGGAGGAUUUCCAUGGCCCUGAGGACUACUGGUGUCUGUGUGUGGCUUGGAACCAUCUGGGCACCUCCAAGACGCGGAAGGCUACCGUGCGCUUAGCGUACUUGCGGAAGAACUUUGAGCAGGACCCCCAAGGGAAGGAGGUACCAAUCAAGGGCAUGAUUGUUCUGCACUGUCGUCCUCCAGAUGGAGUCCCAGCCGCAGAGGUGGAGUGGCUGAAAAAUGAGGAACUGUUGACCUCACUCAAUGACGACAAUAUUGACACACGGGCCAACAGCUUGAUCAUCACUCAAGCCCGGCUGUCAGACUCCGGCAAUUACAGCUGCCAGGCCAGCAAUGUGGUGGCCAAGAGACGGAGUGCCCCAGCGGCGGUGCUGGUUUUUGUGAAUGGGGGCUGGUCGUCGUGGACGGAGUGGUCUUCUUGUAGUGUGCGCUGUGGGCGGGGUGUCCAGAAGCGGUCCCGAACCUGCACCAACCCAGCCCCUCUCAAUGGGGGGGGCUUCUGUGAGGGCAUGUCUAUGCAGAAGAGCACUUGCAAUGCACUCUGUCCAGUGGAUGGCGGCUGGGAGGAAUGGCCCGAGUGGGCGACCUGCAGCUCCAAGUGCGAGAGGCAGCGCAGCAGACAGUGCACCUCCCCCACGCCCAAGCACGGCGGCAAGCUUUGUGAGGGAGUCGCCCUUCACAUACAAAACUGCACAGGCGGCUUCUGCACGCAGGAUCGAAAGCUGUUGCAUGAUGUGAAACCCCAGAAUAGGGAAGCCAGCAGCGAUGUGGCCCUCUACUCCGGCUUGACGGCUGGGGUCAUUGCUGUAACCAUUCUUGUGAUAAGCGUCAUGCUCUACCGGAGGAACCACAGUGAUUAUGGGGUGGACGUCAUUGACUCAUCAACAUUUACAGGGGGCUUCCAGUCAUUUAACUUCAAGACCACCAGGCAAGGAAACCCGCUUCUAAUGAACUCUGCCACGCACCCGGAGCUCACAGUAGAACGUACCUACAGUAGCCCCAUGUGCUUCCAGGAUGCCAUGGACAAGGAGUCCUCCCUCUUUGACCCUUUGACAGACAUGAAGGUCAAAGUUCAGAGCUCCUUCAUGGUGUCUCGGGGGGUGACUGAUUGUGUGGAGUACCAUGUCAAAGGCUACCCUGACACCUUUCCACGAGGGCUGAACACGGACUACAGAAUGAUGGAAAGCUAUAAUAAAACUCUGGUUACCCCUAUUCGCAAUACACAGUUGAAGAUUACUGGUGUAUUUGGACAUUUGGGUGGACGGCUGGUGGUGCCUAAUUCAGGGGAUGCCGGGGAAAGAGAGGCAACCUCCGCUACAUCCAGGAUGCACCAGGCCCACGUCCUGAAGCCGCUCCUGCCUGCCCACCAAAACCUCAGUGGAGAUGACCAUCAAGACCAGGAGCAGCUGCGGGAGUCCGCGGAGCAAGAGCGGCAGGACUUGGAGUGGUCCACGCAGGACGCCUCGUCGCAGAACCAGCCUACCCCACAACACCCGGGCCCUCCUAAGUGGGGUAGGAAGAAGGGCCGGGGCCAGAAGGGGGCUGCACUGCCGGAAGUCUCCAGCAGCCCCUUGCGCUGGCUGUCACCGGAGAAGGGAGCCUGGCUGUGGGAGUCACAGGGGGUGGACCCCCUGGAAGCUGUGCUAGGUCCCCUAAAGGUGUGGAAGAAGAAGAGUCGGUGCCGGGGGGGAUCUGACAUGCCAGCACUGGCCAGCAGUCCACAGGUGGAUGAAGGCUUUGAAAUACUGCUUGGCCCUGAAGUCACAUAUGGUCCAGCUGGCAUUGACCUCUGCUGCCCUGUUGUCUUGACGAUAACCCAUUGUGCCCAGGCCAGUCUAGAAGAUUGGAGUAUCAGACUCAAAAGAAAAACUCAAGAGAAUAAGUGGGAGGAAGUGAUGUCACUGGAGGACGAGACCCUUUCCUGUUACUGCCUGAUGGACUCCUUAAGUUGCCACUUCCUGCUGGAGCAGCCGGGCUGCUUUGUGCUCACAGGGGAGCCGCUAACUGAGGAAGCCUCCAAGCGACUGCGGCUGGCUGCCUUUGGCUGCGCAGGCCCUGGUACCAUGGAGUACAGUCUGCGGAUUUACUGCGUGGACGACACACCCCAUGCCUUUCAGGAGGUGAUAGCCACAGAGAAGCUCAGAGGGGGGGAACUUCUGGAAGAACCUAAGACUCUGUGCUUCAAGGGGAACACCUUUAGCCUCCAGGUUUCCAUCCAGGACAUCCCACAGUUUUUGUGGAACAUCAAGCCUUUCACCACUUGUCAGGAGUUUCCCUUCUCGCAGGUGUGGCGCAGCAAUCAGCAGCCUCUGCACUGUGGCUUCUCCCUGGAGCGAUACAGCACAGCCACCUCCCAGCUCUCCUGCAAAAUCAGCGUGCGGCAGGUCAAGGGGCAGGAGCAGAUCAUCCAGGUCUACACGCCUGUGGCGGAGAGGGAAAAGGAUACAGCUCCAGUCUUCAGGCCAGCAGACUGCACUGUCACGUUUCAGACAGGACCCAAGGCCUUCAGAAUUCCCCUCUCCAUACGCCAGAGGAUAUGCAAUACUUUUGAUACUGCCAACGCCAAGGGCAAGGACUGGAGGCUGUUAGCACAGAAACUUCACAUUGAGAGGAAUCUAUCCUAUUUCGCCAAGCAGCAGAGCCCUUCAGGGAUGAUCCUGAACCUGUGGGAGGCUCUGCACCAGGACAUUGGGGACCUGGAUUUGCUGGCCAGGGCUCUUGAGGAGAUCAGCAGAGUGCAAGCAAACAGCCCGCUCAGCUGCGCAGCUGCAGAUGGGUCUGCCACCGACUUAAUGUGCAGCAAGUGAGGUGCAGGGAGCAGGGAGGCGAUGGGACAAGGAGACGCAGACUUCACUCAGUAGAUGUUCACUGGCUUUCCAGCUUCACCUCUUGAGCCACCCAGCACCCAGCUACCAGGGAACUGAUGGAAGGAGCCUGGAAUUUGCUUUGCUUUGGUCUUCAGAAGCCAGGAGGCAUCCUUCGAGUGCAGCUAGUCGUAAAAGAAAAACAGACGGAGGAAGGGUGGAACACCCCAGUCUCCACAGCAGCAACCCGUGGAUAAAAAACAAGCAAGAUGUGUUGAUGUUUGUUAGAAUGAUCAUCAGGAAAAUCAGAGUGUUUAAGUGAGGGACUGAGCCGGGGGAUGCCGCAGCACCCAGAGCUCCCUGUCCGCGCAGUGCCACCUGCCCACAAACGUUUGCUGCUUGGUCGUUCCUUUCUUCUCUUCUCUCUAAUUCAGCUGCAUUUUGUCACAUUAAAGUAAUGGGGUAACACUUUGUAGUUUAAGCACCACCCCCCUCCCCCAAAAAUCUCCUCAGAUUAUAAUAUAGUAAUUACUUGUAAAACACUGUCCUUGAUCCUGGAGACAAGGGCAGAAACUAUCAAGGUUUAACUGUUUAGCAAUACUGAAAUAGACACAUCUAUAAUGGCAAUGUGUUUGAACUCACAGAAAUUGAAUGUUUUUUUUUUACUGCCUGAUUUCACCAUAUAUGAAUGAAGUAUUUUAUGCUUUUAUUUUAACAGCAACCACCUGGCCCAAUCUUUAAUUGAUUUAUUGCCAAAUAUGUGCAUUAAUUAUAUGUAAAUAAGACUGUCCAUAACUUGUACUAACGUGAAAGACAGGCAAGCAUUGCUGACAGUAAGGCAGAACAAACUCACGCCUUUCUCUUGACCCACUCGGCCUUAUUAAUCCACUCCGAUUCAGCCUUGUGUACAAAUGGGAGACACGGACUCGCAGUUCAGGGACCAGAGGUGGUUCAUUUAAAAGGAGAAUAAAGAAGAUGGAGCGAAAGACACCAUCCCAGCUGUUUUAACCAAACGGGAGAGGAAGCCCGUUGAGAUGCGGUGCUUUACCGAGUACAAUGGCGUGGUCCUACUUUAUGCUGUAUUCAUUUGUGUUCUGAUAUUAUCAUGCUGAGAAACAGAAACUAAAUGUAAAAAUGGAAUGGCUAAAAAUAUUUAUUAUGUGUUACUGCAGGUAUUACUUGUAAAUGUAACUUAUUUUUUAAAUUGGUUUAUUAUUUAAUAUUGUAUUAAUUACUACAAAUAUUAUACCUUUAAAUGCAAUUACUUUCAGAUUUUUUUCUUCCUUGUAAAGCGACCUUGGGUUUGUGAAAGGUGCUGUAUAAAUGUAACAUUAUUAUAUUAUAUAUUAUGAAUUACAAAUAUUUAAUUUAUUUUCUUAUUUUAAUUUGUUUGUUUAGUUUCUUUGUAUUUAUUUGUUAACAUUUUUAAAUAUUUUUCAAAAAUACACAUAAUAAUAUGGGCUACAACAGCCCAUUUUCAGGUUCCACUUGAAAGCUAAUCUGACUGGGUCUGCUAUAUUUCCUGCUUUACUUUAAUUGAAUGAACUAAAAUAUUUUAAGUCCUACAACCCCCUCUCCAAAAAAAUUGGGAUGCUGUGUAAAAUAUAAAUAAAAACAGAAUUCAAUGAUUUGCAAAUCAUUUAAACCCAUAGUUAAUUGAAAAUAGAA